AUGUCACCAAAAUUCUGGAUCACUGUGGUGAUCAUCUUUUACAUCCUGAACACCUUCAGCAUCUCGACCAUCAUCGAGUUGCUUCCGUUUGAAACCGCUCCGAGCUCUUCACAGCUUCAGCUGAUAUUCGCUGAAUAUCCAUGCAUGUCCGAGCUGCUACACUACCCAUUUGUAUAUGCAGCUACCAAUGGAGACUUCCCCUAUACAAAAGUGCCAAUCAUAACGCGUGAAGCCAGCAUGAAGAGGCAUCACCGUUCGUCGAUUGCUGGGGAAACGCACAAAUUUGAACACCGAUUGCUAAUUGCCUACGUCAAGGCACAGAUAAAAAGCCCGAUGCACCUCUUCGGGCCGCUAACGUUCAGA
Molecule: messenger RNA, 363 nt
Organism: Mesorhabditis spiculigera
Lineage: Eukaryota; Metazoa; Nematoda; Chromadorea; Rhabditida; Rhabditidae
Source: the annotation of a GenBank genome assembly